GCAACUUUCGAGCUUUAUGUUUUGGUUCAGUGUUAGCUGUUAGACACACGUUUUCUAGGUUAUAAUAGUGUCUUCGUAUAAAUGUUAUUGUUUAUGUGUUCCUCUUGUGCCCUCAACUUAUCAAGGCAAUUGUUCAAGUAGGGGUCCUGCAUGAUGGACCUGGUUUACAUCAGUGUUCUGAAAUCUUUUCUUAUUAGUAUUUUUUUAGGAGCGGUCACUGGUCAAUAUGCCCGAAAUACAGUUUAUUCAUCAUCAUAUCGUGGCCAUACUCCAAUAAGAUUGCAUCCAUGCGAACAGAGUUCAUGUUAUCCAAAUACAGGAAACUUGUUGCUGGGUCGAGAGGAUAGAUUACAUGCAUCGUCCACUUGUGGACUGAAUGGCCAACAGCGAUAUUGCAUUGUAUCUCAUCUGGAGGAUCCCAAAAAGUGCUUUUGGUGUAAUACAUCACCUAAUACGGAGAGCAAUCCGCUUCUGAAUCAUCGAAUUGGCAAUAUUGUUUAUAGGCAUCAACCUGGAACUCGCAAGAGAUCCUGGUGGCAGUCAGAAAAUGGUAAAGAAAAUGUGACAAUACAGUUGGAUAUGGAGGCCGAAUUUCACUUCACCCAUCUUAUCAUUGUGUUCAAAACUUUUCGGCCUGCUGCUAUGCUUAUCGAGAGAUCAUACGACUUUGGACGCACAUGGCAAGUUUAUCGGUAUUUCGCACAUAAUUGCCAGGAGAGCUUUCCGAAUGUGCCAACGCAUCCAUCGCGCAAGUUGACCGAUGUCGUUUGCGAAUCGCGAUAUUCGAAUGUUGAUCCUUCGACAGACGGUGAAAUCAUCUUUAGAGUUUUACCGCCAAACCUUCAUAUUGAUGACCCAUAUUCUCUGGAGGUUCAAAAUUUGUUGAAAAUGACAAACUUACGAGUAAAUUUUACAAAGCUGCAUACACUUGGCGAUGACUUGCUAGACAACCGGGAUGAAAUCCAAGAGAAAUACUAUUACGCAAUUACGGAUAUGGUAGUUCGUGGAUCUUGUUCUUGUUAUGGGCAUGCAUCACGAUGUCUGCCCUUAACAGGAGCCCCUUCCAAGACUGACAUGGUCCAUGGCCGCUGCGAAUGCACGCAUAACACUCGCGGUUUCAAUUGCGAAGUAUGUGAAGACUUCUUCAACGAUUUACCUUGGAAACCUGCUCUGGGAAAACAAACUAAUGCUUGCCGACGAUGCACAUGCAAUAAUCAUGCCUCAUCUUGUCAUUUUGAUGCUGCUGUAUAUGAAUCUACGGGAAAUGUCAGCGGCGGUGUUUGUGAUGAUUGUCAGCACAAUACCAUGGGCAGAAAUUGCGAACUGUGUAAACCAUUCUUCUACAAGAAUCCCAACCUUGAUAUUCAAGAUCCAGAAGUCUGUAAACCUUGCGACUGUGAUCCUAAUGGUUCGUUAGACAACGGAAUUUGUGAUUCAAUAAAUGAUCCCGCUUAUGAUACUGAAGCAGGCGCUUGCCACUGUAAAACCAAUGUGGAAGGCAGGCGGUGCGAUCAUUGUAAACGAGGAUAUUGGGAAUUUGAUGGACGCAAUCCAGAUGGAUGCAAGGCUUGCACGUGUAAUAUUCUUGGAACUUCGGAGACCAUGGGUUGCAAUGUAUUCACUGGUGAUUGUACAUGCAAGCGAUAUGUGACUGGGCGUGAUUGCGAUCAGUGCUUGCCACAAUAUUGGGGAUUGUCCGAUGAUCAAUACGGUUGCCGUCCUUGCGAUUGUGAUAUUGGUGGAUCGUACGAUAAUGAUUGCGAUGUUAUUUCUGGCCAAUGCAGAUGCCGAGAAAAUGUUGAAGGAAGAACUUGCAAUCGCCCUAAACAACAGUUUUAUAUAGGAUCUCUUGACAAAUUGCUUCAUGAAGCAGAAUUAGCUAAUUGUGUACAGAAUUGCCACGUCGUAAUUCGUGAACCGCACAAAGAUGGUACUUUAGCAUCGUGGACUGGAGUCGGUUUUAUGAGAGCUUCAGAAAAUGGUAUCAUUGAAUUUGAUGUUGACAAUAUUCAUAAAAGUAUGGAUUAUGAUGUCAUAGUACGAUAUGAACCACAGGUACCAGGUCAAUGGGAUAAUGUGACAAUAACAAUAAUAAGAACACAGCACCCAGAUCCAAACGGUCCAUGUGCCAAUGAAAAGAUAGGACAUGAUGUGAAGCGGCUUGUUUUACCUCAUACUUCACAUCAUGCAAAAACUUAUUUACCAGCAUGUCUGGAAUCUGGACAAGCCUAUAAAGUAAUUUUGGAAUUUAACAGGUUCAGUCCGAUAUAUGAUAAUGCUUUGGCUUCUAUCUUAAUUGAUUCGAUCUUGUUUGUGCCCCGGGCAGAAUCAAUACCAUUCUUUCAAGGAUCUACUUUGGCCGAAAACAGACGCCGUGAAUAUGAAAGCGCGGAGUGCCAUAAAUAUGCUUAUGAAGUUAGGGAGCAGAAUCCACCAGAAGUGUGUCAAAAAUAUCAAAACAGCAUAGGUUUUUAUACCUAUAAUGGUGCAUUUUCUUGUCAAUGCAAUGUGACUGGAUCUACCAGCAAUCUCUGUUCAGAAUAUAAUGGAGCUUGCCAAUGUAAACCAAACGUUGUAGGACGUCGGUGCGAUAGGUGUGCACCAGGAACUUAUGGUUUUGGCCCAGAGGGAUGUAAACCAUGUGAAUGUAAUAGCAUUGGCGCUGAGGACAAUUUCUGUGAGGUGUCAACUGGUCAAUGUAAAUGUCGCAAAAACACAUAUGGACGUCAAUGUGAUUUAUGCCAGCCGGGCUACUGGAAUUUCCCGAACUGUGAGCAAUGUAAUUGCAAUGGGCAUGCAGAUACGUGUGAUUCGCGCACCGGAGUUUGCGUUUCCUGUCGCGAUUAUACAGCAGGACGAAACUGUGACAGAUGCAUUGAUGGCUAUUAUGGGGAUCCUGUGUUAGAUCGAAAUAUUGCUUGUCGACAAUGCCCGUGUCCGGGUACUAUGGAUUCUGGUCACUCUUAUGCCUCUACAUGUUACUUGGACAGAAAUACCAAUGACGUAGUAUGCAAUUGUGAUGUUGGCUAUAGAGGUGCCCGUUGUGAUGUAUGUGCGGAAAAUUACUUUGGACAUCCAGAAACUCCAGGAGGCCGUUGCGAAUUGUGUGAUUGCAGCAAUAAUACAAUUAUCAAUACUGCUGGUAAUUGUGACCCUAUGACAGGAAUAUGCUUGAAGUGCAUGUAUGAUACUACUGGUGAUCACUGUGAAUACUGCAAAGAAGGAUAUUAUGGUGAUGCCAAAUUGCAAAAGUGUGAAGAAUGUAAAUGUGAUAUGUUGGGCACAAUUAGAUCUGAACAGUGCAAUAGAAUAAAUGGUCAAUGCCCUUGUUUGCCAAAUGUUAUGGGAAAAAAGUGCGACGAAUGCAUACCUGAUCAUUGGAAGAUUGCUUCUGGUGAAGGCUGUGAACCAUGUAAUUGUGAUCCCAUUGGCAGUAUUUCGAGUCAAUGCAAUGUGUACUUGGGAAAUUGUGAAUGUAAACCAGGAUUUGGAGGAAAACUUUGCAACCAAUGUCAAGCAAAUCACUGGGGUGAUCCUAACAUUCAUUGUCAAGCAUGUAAUUGCGACCUGACCGUGUCGGUCUCGGAGCAAUGCGAUCAUCAGACUGGCUCGUGCAUAUGCCUUCGUGGAGUUGGCGGACAUAAGUGCGAGAGGUGCGCUCGCGGCUAUCUCGGCAACCCUCCACGGUGCGAUUCGUGCGGCGAAUGUUUCGAGAAUUGGGACCACGUGCUCGAUGAACUUAAAAAUCAAACUGCGGCAGUGAUUGCUGAAGCUAAAAAUAUUAAGACUGUUGGGGCUACUGGAGCGUAUACAAGUGAAUUCAAAACUAUGGAAAAAGAAUUAAAUGAUAUUGGUGAAAUGCUUCAAAAUGCUUCAAUUAGUUCCAAAAUUGUAGAAGAUUUGGAAAACAUUGUUGCUGAUCUGAGGCAAAGGCAUAAUACAUCAUUGAAUAGUCUGCAAGAUACAAUAUCUGAAGUUGAUAAUACUGCCCAUGAAAUCAAACAAGCUGGAUUAAAGUUAGAUUCACUUAAGUCGAAAGGUGAUGAACUGAAAGAACAGGCCUCUAAUUUGAAACGUCAUAAUACACAGUUGCAAGAAGGUAUUAUUGAAGGAGCUUUGAAUCUUACAUUGGAAUCCAAGUAUAGAGCAGUAUUAGCAGAGGCAAACGCCCAAAAUGCUCAGAAUGCGCUGGCUGAUUCAGAACGCCAAUGCAAACGUACAGAAGUUCUUGUGCAGAGAGCUGGGGCGAUGUAUAAUAAUAGUAAAGCGCAGAACAAAGAUAGUUUAAAUGAACUUGAAAAUGAGAUGACUCUUUUGCAAUCUAACAUAGCAGAUUUGAAUGAACGUAUCUGUGGAAUGAGAAGUGAACAAUGCGACACGCUGUGUGGGGGCGCCGGUUGUCCUUUUUGUGGUGGAAUAACUUGUGAAAAUGGUGCUAUGAAUAAGGUAGAGCAGGCUCUGGAUUAUGGAACAGAUGCUGAAAAUAAAAUUCGCGAAAAGGAACGCCAAUCUGACACAUUGUUGCGUAAUCUAGCACAAGCUAAAAAUGAUGUGACUGAGGCAAAAGAGAAAGCUAAGAUGGCAAUGAAAAGAGCGAAUGAAAUCUAUACAAACACAGAGGAAAUUUUGAAACAAGGAUUAGAAAUAUUGAACGAUGGCAAAGAUGCUUUGGAUAUGGCUCAUUCAACUCCGUCGGAAAUUCGUUCAUUGGCAAAUGAGACUUUAGGAAUGAAUAUACAAUUAGAACCAGCGCAAAUUGAAGAGCUUAGCACGAAAAUUACUUCGACUGUGAAGGAUCUAACUGAUAUUGAUGCUAUUUUACAUGAUACUGAAAAUGAUCUCAAAGAAGUUGAACAAUUGAAGAACCAGAGUUUAGCUACAAAGGAGACAUCAAUGAACGUCUUGCAACAAGUGAACUCGGUUGUUGACUCGUUGCGCGAAGCGAAAGAAGCACAAGUUUCAGGCAAAAAGGACAUGGAACUCGCUAACAGUACUAUCCUUGCCGCGCAGAACUUACUCGAUGAGAUUGCUCAAAAAUCGAUAUCAGCGCAGCGUAGUGCUAAUGAUACAUCGAAUCGUGUACUAUUACUGAAAAGCCAACUUGCUUUGCUUCAGCAAAAUUUUUCUAAAAAUGACAAAGAAACUAAAACUUUGAGGGAUGGCGCUAAGAAAGUUCUAACCAUAGCCGAAAAAGCAAAAGAGGAUGCCGAAGAGCUAAGAAAUAAGCACCAAGAUGCUGAAGAGUUGUUAAGAAAAAAACAGAAGGAAUCAUCUGAAACACAGAAAAAAGCAAAUAAUUUAUUACAGAGAGCUGAUAAUCUUACAAUUGCAACUAAAAACCAUUUGCAAUCUUUACAAAACAUGGAUGCUGCAAACAUGAAUAAUACUAGUAUGAUGGAACAUUAUAAAAUAAAAAUAAAUGAUCUUCUAGUGGUAAUAAACACUCAAUUUGAUACCAUUAAGAAAAGAUCUGAGCACUAUAGAUCAUGCUAA
Ctenocephalides felis (cat flea) is the source of this 5493-nucleotide messenger RNA. Its product is annotated as laminin subunit beta-1-like. Gene Ontology annotation, cellular component: laminin trimer. Bases 151 to 5493 code for a protein of 1780 amino acids. The record is from RefSeq and is a predicted model, not a curated record. Gene Ontology annotation, biological process: basement membrane assembly; substrate adhesion-dependent cell spreading; cell migration. Lineage: Eukaryota; Metazoa; Arthropoda; Insecta; Siphonaptera; Pulicidae. The transcript is spliced from 30 exons.